AGCGCGUGACCGAGCCCGUCCUUUCGUGUUCCUGUUGAGGUGAAGGCGGCGGGAUGUGUGAGGGCGUGUUCAGUCAGUGCCCGCUGCUCCUACCCCAGGACCUGCGCGGGAGAGUGUACGAUGGCUUCAUCAGGGCGCAGGAAAAGGACUUUCGACUCAGGAUCAUUUUGCCGACAGAUUUAAAACUACAAAAUGCCAGGUUAGAGUGCAGUUGGCAACUGAAGAACGUUCUGCAUGGAUAUCUGCACCUCCUGAAGCAGAGGUUGCAGCACAGUCCAAAUCUAAGCAGCUUUAUGAUGGAGCUGAAGACUAUAUUGGAUUCUGCUCUGAAGAACACAAAUUCAAUAGAAGCAUCUCCUGCUCCACAGUAUUAUUCUUGCCUGGUUACGGACAUAGAGAAUUUAGGAUGGGAUAAAUUAUUAUUUGUAGAUGAUGAGUUUCGUACAAUCAAAUUAAAAAUUAAAGAUUCUUCAGGACGUGAACACGUAAUUGUUGUGAGCCUAAGUGCAAAGUACCCAUAUAAAGCUCCAGAUUGUUGCGUAGACUUACCAGUAGCAUUUUCCGUCUCAUGGACACCACAGAGUAAUAUACAGGACAUAUACAACCAAGUUUUGUCUACCUUGGAGUCACUAAAAAGUUUUUGGGAUACAUUAGAUGAAAUUGACACAAAAACAUGGGUACUCGAACCAGAAAAGCCAACGCGUAGUGCUACAAUGAGAAGAAUUGCAAUUGGUAACAAUGUGUCCAUUACAAUUGACCUGGAUCCAAGACAUCCGACCAUGCUUCCAGAAUGUUAUUUCCUUGGAGCAGAGCAUGUGGUACAGCCCUUAAAAGACAAGCUGAACAGCAAAGUACAUCUAUGGGAUCCUGAGGUUGAUGUCCUGCAAAACUUGAAGGCUAUUUUAGAAACUGAUUUCCCAUCAAAAUCUGAUUUUGAGAAAUCCGAUUUUACUAUGGACUGUGGGAUAUGCUAUGCUUAUAGGCUUGAGUCCGCCAUUCCAGACCAAGUUUGUGAUGAUCCACACUGUGCACAGCCCUUUCACCAAGCCUGUUUAUAUGAGUGGUUAAAUGGGCUCCCCUCGAGUAGACAGAGCUUUAACAUCAUAUAUGGGGAAUGCCCUUACUGCACCAAGCCAAUCACCCUGAAGCUGCUUAAUAAGCCAUUUUGAAGCUCUCGGAAAUAUAGUGGAUCUCAGGCACCUGAGGAAGAUGGAGUGGAGUUCAUCACAGUACAUAUAUUAGAUAAUAGAUCAUCAGCAAAAGUAUUGGAACUGUUAAACUGUAUUUAUAUAUAUCUUGACGAUUGUGAAGAUGGUCCGGUUCAGUUGAAGACAUCUGCGUUCUUUUCAAGUAGUUAUUAGGAUCUUUAUACAAUACUUUGUAAUCUUGAGUAACAUGCACAUUUUGUGGUCUCUGUAAGGAAACAUUUAAAAAAAAAA
Bufo bufo (common toad) is the source of this 1439-nucleotide messenger RNA. RefSeq names its product FA complementation group L (gene FANCL). Gene Ontology annotation, cellular component: nucleus; Fanconi anaemia nuclear complex. The coding region runs from base 54 to 1169 and encodes 371 amino acids. The transcript has 14 exons. Gene Ontology annotation, molecular function: ubiquitin protein ligase activity. Gene Ontology annotation, biological process: interstrand cross-link repair; protein monoubiquitination. NCBI's taxonomy places the organism in Eukaryota, Metazoa, Chordata, Amphibia, Anura, Bufonidae. The record is from RefSeq and is a predicted model, not a curated record.